Molecule: messenger RNA, 1218 nt
Organism: Rhineura floridana
Lineage: Eukaryota; Metazoa; Chordata; Lepidosauria; Squamata; Rhineuridae
Product: zinc finger protein 213-like
Exons: 7
Coding region: 393-1133 (246 amino acids)
Biological process (GO): regulation of DNA-templated transcription
Source: RefSeq, a predicted model, not a curated record
CUCCUCUCCCUUGACGUCACUUCCUGCCUGGCUCCUUCCCUGUAGAAAAAGGCUCCCCCUUCAAGGACUGCAGCGUCAGUGGCCCUUUGUGGGAUGUGGUCGGUCUUUCCUUCUUCCUUGUGUAUUGGGGCGAAGGGGAGUCCCAGGGCCGCUGGGGAGGAGCCGCAAGGCAGGGCAGCGAGGAGGGGGAUUAGGAGAGCCCUUAAGGGGGAGCAGGUGCUCCAGAUUGCAGCCCCAGCCGGUGAAGGGAGAGGAAAGGCCUGAAGGCCCACGACAGCGAGGGAGACCCUCUCUCCUUAAGGAUGUGGCCUGUGUUCAGCUGACCGUUGCGGGAUCCCCCAUCACGAAAUGCCCUAAGAUCCUUCAACCUCCUUUCCACAACCAGAUCAAAGAUGGAACAGCAAAACUCAGUUGCUCCUGAAAUACGAAGAGGCCCUGAUGUCAUCAAGACUGAUACCCAUGGGGAAGAAUUCUCAGAAGGAAACAUGUGGAUGAUCUUGGGGGAGAACCCCCUCAGUUCAGAUGUGCAGCACCAGGACUUCCAGCAUUUCUGCUACCAGGAGGCUGAGGGGCCCCGAGAGGCUUGCAGCCGACUCCACCUUCUUUGCCGUGAGUGGCUGAAGCCAGAGCGACACUCAAAGAACCAGAUCCUGGACCUGGUGAUCCUGGAGCAGUUCCUGGCUGUCCUGCCCCCAGAGCUGGAGAGCUGGGUGAGGGAAUGUGGGGCCGAGACCAGUUCCCAGGCGGUGGCCCUGUGUGAAGGUUUCCUCCUGAGCCAGGCAGAGGACAAGAAGCAGGAAGAGCAGCAGGAACAGGGUCUCUGUGCAGAAAUAGGAACUGAUUUCCCUGAGACAGAGAUGACUCCAUCGGAUACCAGGCAGAGGCCGCUGGGUGAUGGAAUGAUGUCGGCAAGACCUGCUAAACCAUCUCCUCUUUGUGGCGGAGGAGAAGCUGUUGCUGUCUCACCAAAUGAGGGUCCCGUGUCCUUGGAGGAUGUGACUGUGUGUUUCACGGAAGAGGAGUGGGCUUUGCUGAAUCUUGACCAGAGAGCUCUGCAUAGUGAAGUCAUGGAGACGGUGACGAGUCAGAAGCCAAGAACAAGGGAGAAGUAUGUGGGAAAGUGGUGUGGUUAAGAGACAGAUCUGAAAAGAGCAAAGAGCAGAGAAUGAAAACUGAAGCAGAAGAGAAGAGGCAGACUAAAUCUUCUGCUUUUCAAAC